Molecule: messenger RNA, 1680 nt
Organism: Pistacia vera
Lineage: Eukaryota; Viridiplantae; Streptophyta; Magnoliopsida; Sapindales; Anacardiaceae
Product: E3 ubiquitin-protein ligase CHFR-like
Biological process (GO): mitotic cell cycle checkpoint signaling; protein ubiquitination; ubiquitin-dependent protein catabolic process
Cellular component (GO): nucleus
Molecular function (GO): ubiquitin-protein transferase activity
Source: RefSeq, a predicted model, not a curated record
UGCCUACUGCUAAAAUGAACCGAGUACACACUCUUCCGCAGCACGCUUUUGCAUUCUCUUCUUUAUAAAUACACCAUGCCGCUCUCUCUUUAAAACCCAACAAGAACAAGAAGUCUUAUGGCUGAAGUUGGUGAAACUUCUUCCCAAAAACUCUCCCAAGAUGUCUGGGCAAAGCUUGUACCAUCUGAUUCCAGAUAUUGUGACGUUGAAAUAAGCUCAAAUGAGGUGGUUAUUUGUUCAGAGAUUAUAUCUUCUUCCCUUGACAAACAUGAAUGGUGUAAAAUAACUAGAAAUUCUGAUCACUCAUCUGCCACAUUGCAAAAUAAGAGUUCAAAUGCAAUACUUGUCGAUGAGGCUAUUGUUCAAAAUGAAGAGGUUGUUGAUAUCACCUGUGGAACUGAAAUCAUUCCUGGCCCGGAUAGAGUAGGAUAUUUGAACUAUAGAUUUAAAGUGAUGCCGAGAAAAGAAUCCUGCAAGCAGCAGUUAAAGAUUCCCAUAGAUGUUGAGCAUGCAAAAUGCUGCAUCUGCUUAAAUGUUUGGCAUGAUGUUGUUACAGUUGCCCCUUGCUUUCAUAAUUUCUGCAAUGGAUGCUUCUCUGAGUGGUUAAGGAGAUCACAGGAUAAACGUGCAACAGUACUCUGUCCCCAUUGUAGAGCAGUUGUACAAUUUGUUGGGAGAAACCAUUAUUUGCGUAAUGUUGAGCAGAGUAUAUUACAAGCUGAUUCUUCACUAAGGCGUUCUGAUGAAGAAAUUGCUCUUCUGGAUUCCUAUACAUCAAUAAAAUCAAAUCUUGUCAUCAAGAGUGGAAAGAAACUCCAACGGAAGAGGGCACAUUCCUCUGAAGAUGAAAAUGACAGCAUAUCGCUUCCAUGCCCUCAAUGUGGUACUGAAGUUAGUGGGUUCCGCUGCAACCCGAACACAGUUCAUUUGCAAUGUCAUGCAGUGGAGGGAAUGAUGCCUUCCAGAAAUGAUAUUAAUGUGCCACAACACUGUAAGUGUGUUGGAUGUGAUAGAGCGUUUUGUGGUGCUUACUGGCAUGCUCAAGUGGUUAAUAGAAGUGACAUUCACCCUAUGUGCAGUCAUGAUACUUUCAAACCUAUCUCAGAACGUACUCUCUCUAGGAUUCCAUUCGUUGCACAUGUGAAUCGGCAUGAACAAGAUAUCACAGAGAGGUGUAUUAGACAAACUGGGAGAACAUUGCAGGAUGUUAUAUCUGAUUGGAUUGGGAUCAACAAUAGAGAAAUUGAUCGAACAAGGUUGCCUCUGAAUCAUGCAGAAGCGAUAACUGCUGGGACACAUACUUGCAAUGAGUGCUACGAUAAAUUGGUUUCAUUUCUGCUGUACUGGUUCCGGAUUACAACACCGAAAUAUUGCCUACCAGAGGAUGCAAGGCAAAGGGAAGAUUGCUGGUAUGGACACGCAUGUCGUACACAGCACCACAAUGAAGAACAUGCACGCAAAAGAAAUCAUGUUUGUCGUCCCACUAGAGGCACUCACUGAAUUCUUCAGCUAUCAUGUUUAUUUUUAUUGGUGUUUGUAUAUUAUGGCAUCUAAGAAAGUGGUUUAAAACUUAGGUCAGACGGUCGUUUGUGUAUACAUCCAAUAAAUAUAUAUAUAUUUUUCUAAAAAUAUAACAACAAAAAAUGUAUUAUGAGUUUAUUUUAAGUUGUCUAGUUUUAA